Salvia hispanica is the source of this 4211-nucleotide messenger RNA. Its product is annotated as nucleic acid binding protein. The record is from RefSeq and is a predicted model, not a curated record. NCBI's taxonomy places the organism in Eukaryota, Viridiplantae, Streptophyta, Magnoliopsida, Lamiales, Lamiaceae. Gene Ontology annotation, molecular function: RNA binding; ubiquitin binding.
UUUUAAAAUUUUUCUCCUAAAAAAACUGGGGCAGGCGAUUCUCCCUCUUCGAUUGCGCCAUGGCCGCGGCUGAGCAACCGCUCAAAAAGAGAAGAUUUUACGACCCACCUCCAUCAUCUCCGCCGCCGCCACCUUCCCAACCACAAGAGCCGCCUCAACGGCCACCGACCCCGCCGCCUUUGUCUCAUGAUGAAAUCGCCCGGAGGCGGCGGAACCAGGAAGGAAUUCGCAAUGUAUUUGAGUGCUAUAAGAAAAUCAAGCUGUGCAUCGACCGGAAGGAUAAGCAUCUGACGCCGGAAUUGGAAGAAGCUUAUCACUCUUUGAUCACUGCCGCUGGAGGAUGUGCUAGUGUACAACGUCUUGUAGCAGAGUACAUACCACGUUAUGCUUCUUUUUGCCCUGCUGCUCUUGAAGCUGCUGGGAAGGCUCUCAUAAAUAUGCAUAACCAAUGCAUCACCAUGAUUAGGGGAGAAGACAUUGAUGGUAUUGCUUUUGAGACUGCCAAGGCCUGCAUAUUAGGUCUGGUUGAUGUAUGUCGAGCUGCUGCUUCAGAAGUUAUUCAAAGGAUAUGCUCCAUUGUUUUUCAUGAUGUUUUUACAUUUUUUGUCUCCUCUUUUGAGGGAAAGAGUGUCUUUGAUGUUGUUGACCAGAGUGUCCUGAAGAUUUAUGAUGUUGCCGAAGCCAUUUCUGAUUUCAAGCGCAAGAUUUUGGAGGAACAUAGUUCAAUAUUACUGAAAUUAUCUAAGCUUCGUGGCCUAUGUUUUUUGUCUAUUCUCUUUCGCUUCCCCAAAUAUUCACUUGUUGCAUUCUUUAAACUUUUUGAGUCAAUGGAAAUUGAGGGAAUUCAGAAAGGAAAGUACCUUCUUCAUCAGUUGACAGUUGAAUUGGAUUAUGUUGGCUCUUGUCAACUGGAUGAGAAAAAUGGUGAGGAAUCAGGCGAACAUUCCAGCAGAAUCAAACGUCAAGAGACUGAUCCUGUUAAUGAAUCUCCUGCAUCAAUUGGGAAUUCUUUGCCAAAUCGUGCUGAUCCCUUAUUAAAGAACUGCUUAUUGGCACUGGUUCUUAGGAAAGAUCCUUCACUCAGAAGUUUGAUAUUUUCUAGAUACAGAAUGCUUUGCAAUUCUGUUUCAUCUGAAAUUGUUUCUGAUAUAACCUCUGGUCUAGAAGGAGUAUUUGAAUCAUUUGUGCAACAAGUAAAAGCAGAAGACAGUCAAGUAGAUAAUGUUGAGGGUAACUCCAAUUCAUCUAAAUCUGUGAAUCAGUGCUCGGUUGCUAGACCAUCUAAUCAACAAGGUUCUCCUGUAGUUUCAGGGAGAGAUUACCCCGAUAAACAUUCAGGCAGCCAUUUGAAAAGGGGAAGCAUAACAGUAAAUUCUGGAAGUGAUUCUUUCCCUGGAGAAUUGAAGUCCAUGGAUCAUAAUUAUGGGGACCCUGGUGAUAUGGCCAGUGGUAGAAUGUUCAUGCAAAGGGAAUUGUUGAAUAGACAAUCUUUCUCACCUAGAGCGAGAACACCAAGGGAUUUAAGAAGUAGUUCAUUUAGUAAUCGAAGCCAUUCUGCCCAAAUAGAGAGGAGUCCAAUUUCAAACAUGGAUUCUACACCUACCUUAAGAUCUUCCAGCGGAGCUGCAAAUUCUCCAUUUGAGUCUCCCAAGCAAAAUGUUCCUCCACCCCAUUCUUCAGGAAACCAUGCAAUAUGGUACUCCGAUGGAGACCCAGCUGCUAUGGACAUAUUUCCAGCUUCAAAACAACUCUGGUUGGGAUCGCUAGGUCAUGAUGUGUCUGAAAUGCAUAUAAGGUUUCAGUUUGAGAAGUUUGGUGUUAUAGAUCAUUUGCGAUUUUUUCCAUUUAAAUGCUUUGCCACUAUAGAGUACAGAAAUCUGAUGGAUGCUUUAAAGGCUAGAGAAGUUAUGCGGGGACGUUCUCCUUGGGGUGCCUGCCUUCGGAUAAAGUUUCUGGAUGCAGGAUUUGGAGCGAGGGGGUUUAUAAAUGGUACAGCUGUUGGUUCAAGCUGCCAUGUUUAUGUUGGGAGUGUUCCAAGCAUAUGGGCCAAGGAUGAGAUGGUACAUGAAGUUAAAAAAUUACUCCACAAGGGCCCUCGCAUGGUUAUUGAUCUUAGCAAUGAAGGUGCAUUGCUGAUGGAAUUCGAUUCACCUGAAGAAGCCACCGUCUCAAUAGCUCAUUUGCGGAGGCACCGCAAGGAAAAUAGUAAUUACUAUCCACAUCCCUCUAACACAGGUCCACCUAAUGUAAUGAUGCAUGCUGAAGCAGCAAAACCUGGUCCUCCUUUUCAUCACAAUGACACAAGAAAUGCUUUCCCUUCUAACAGCAUGAUUGGAUCACCACAUGCUCAACCUAUGCUCGAGAAACCUCCUGAGAGUUACCUGACAAGGACCUCAGCUUUGCCUUCUUUCCUUCAACAGUUACGUGCUAAAUAUAAUAUCAGUAACUCUCAAGGGCCUUUUGAGAAUCAUGCAACAGCUGCACUGAUGCGAGAACAAGAACGAGUUCCGACAAACAUGCUUUGGAUUAAUUUUCCAAAUAAAAACUCUCCAUGUAUCACUGAGGAUGAGCUUUUGGAAGUUUGUAACCUUGCGAUUAACAACAAUGGAUCUGUUCGCGUGAGUAGACCAAGUAUGCCCUCAAGUUCCAAUUGGUUGGUUGAGUGUAGUAGCACAGAUACAGCAAAUACUUUAUUCAAGAACUUACGAGAGUGUCCUGGUAUUUUUUUCCAGAUAGAUUUCAGUAAUCCUGCGAUGCACCAUGGCCCUGCUCCUUUGGUGAGACCCGACCUGGAGCUUACAUCACCAAGAAUGAGUCAGGAAAAUUGUGGCCCUCCGAUGCAACCUGCUUUUGCAUUCCAGCCUACAUGGACGACUGGAGGAAUGAUGGAAGUUGGCAGACCUGGUGCAGUUGAACAAUCAUGGAUGUAUGGAAGACCAGAAAGUGGAAUGCAUUCUGGAGGAAGUAUCACCACUGGACAAAAUUAUGGGCCACCCAUUCCACCACCACAGCCUGCUCAAACAUCUUCAUUCAAUAGACCUGUGUAUCCACCUCCUAAUAGUUUAUGGGAUGCUCGUGGGAUGGGUCACCAUCUGCAUCAAAACCCAAUCCAUUCUGCUGCAAUGCAUGCUAAUUCUCAUACUAAUGUACAAGGCCCGCCUUUUUUACCUGCUUCUGUGACCCCACUGGCACAGAUCCGGGGAAGUUCUGCAGCGCCAUUUGAUCAGAUGUUCUCUGUGCCUGUUGUACCUCCACCAUUAUCUUCUUUACCACCACUUCCACCUCCACCUCUUAUGCCUCCUACAUUACCUCCUCAAUCUGAUUUUCGUCCUCCAUUGCCUCCUCACCCUGAGUUACAGCCUCCACUGCCUCCAACACCUCCGCCUCUGCCUCCUCCUCCACCUCCGCCUCAUUCCCAGCCUCCUGCAUUUCCUCCUCCACCACCUCCACCUCAUUCCCAGCCUCCUGCAUUUCCUCCUCCCCCGCCUCCUAAUUCCCCACCCCCACCAUCUUUAGCUGCCAAUCCUGACAGUUUUAGGUUGUCCUCACUUAAUCCUUGGCAGGGGAUGUUGAGUAAAAGUGGUGUUUACUACUGUACAAUACACGCACAAAGAGCAGAUUCGGAUAUCUGUAGCUAUUCAAAUUCCGUUGUGGAGCCUGCAGAAUGGCCUGCGAAGUUAGAUAUGACAAAGCGCACUGACUUGCGCCAUGUAAAAUCAACAUUUUCUAGUACUCCCCGUCACAGAAAAGAAAUCUGUUGGCUGCUUCCUUCGUCCCAUGGUGAUCACAAGGGUCUUCACGAUUUCAUUUCAUACUUGAAGCAGAGAGAGUGUGCAGGAGUAAUCAAAUUACCAGCAUCAAAGACAAUGUGGGCAAGACUGCUGUUCAUUCUUCCAUACUCGCCUGAAACAUGUUCGUUUCUCUCCAUACCCCCGAACCCCUCACUUUGCUUGAUUGGUUUGAUUCUUCCUAAAGAUACAAAUUCUGAACUAUCAUGAUGCUUAGCAACAAGAAGGAAACUAGAGUGCUUUUUUUUUUGGGAUAGUGAAGAUGUGAGUUCUAUUGUUUUUCCUUUAAUAUGAAAGAGUAGUUUUUAGGUGAUGUUAGAUUGAUCGUAUUUGUUAACUUAUAAGGCAUAAUUUGUGUAUUGUACAAUCUAGUCUUUUACUCCCUCCGUUCUAUAGUAAUAGAGUCAUUUUGCCAUUUUGAUA